CUUCAGCCCGACAACAUCAUCGCCUUGGCAGCAUGAGGGCCAUCAUGAGGACGGCAGUGUUGGUGGCGCUGGCAGCGGCUCUGGUGAACCAGAGCACGGCCGGCACGGCAGGCAAGGAGGCCGACGAGGAGCUCCGAGCCUACAGCCCGCGCCUGGUCGGCGCUGAUCUGCUCCCAGCCGGCGCUGAUCUGCUCCCAGCCAAAGCAUAUCGGUUCUCUGCCGACGCUGAUCUGCUCUCUGCCGGCGCCCAGCAGGUGUCCCAUGUUGCAGCCUACCCGCUACUCACCGCAGCGGGAGGUCAUGGUCACGGUCACCACGGCCAUCAUCACAAAAGCCAUCAUAAAAAGCACGGCCACAAAGGCCAUAAAGGCCACCACGCCAAACACGGCCACAAGAAACACCAUAAAGGAGACUUCAGCAAAAGCCACAAGAAGGGCCACUUCGACAAAGGUGGUAAGCACCACAAAGGCCAUCACCACAAAGAACAUCAUCACGGCCAUCACAAACAUGGCAAGAAAGGCAAGAAAGGACACAAGCAUGGCAAGAAAGGCCACCAUAAGAAGGGACACAAGAAUAAG
Hyalella azteca is the source of this 578-nucleotide messenger RNA. Its product is annotated as urease accessory protein UreE-like. The record is from RefSeq and is a predicted model, not a curated record. The transcript is spliced from 4 exons. NCBI's taxonomy places the organism in Eukaryota, Metazoa, Arthropoda, Malacostraca, Amphipoda, Hyalellidae. The annotation marks the transcript as partial.